Messenger RNA from Culicoides brevitarsis, 1284 nucleotides. RefSeq lists its product as uncharacterized. NCBI's taxonomy places the organism in Eukaryota, Metazoa, Arthropoda, Insecta, Diptera, Ceratopogonidae. Bases 34 to 1284 code for a protein of 416 amino acids. The transcript has a single exon. The record is from RefSeq and is a predicted model, not a curated record.
UUAAUCAGAAGCAACAAAAAAACGUGAUAAAAAAUGGUUAACAGUAACGAAUAUAACCCAGAUGAGCUAAAUCCCCCUUUAUGGCUUGACAACGAAUUUUUCCAACGAGCUUUAAGAAAUUUUUACAAAGAUAACUUCAUUUCUGUUAAAAAUGUCGUUACUCGCCCAGGUACGAAAAUUGGUGAACAUUAUGCGAGUUGCAUGUAUCGCGCUGAAGUAACUUACGAAAACAAGGAAAAAUUGGAAAAAAUUGAAAAAUUGAUACUCAAAACACUCCCGACAGAAGAUGGACCAAAAUUGGAAAUGUUGAAGGCAUCAACGGCUUUUGAAACGGAAAUGCGAAUGUAUGGCGAAGUACUUCCCGCAAUGGAAAAAUUGCUAAAAAGUGUGGGAGAUGAGACACGAAUCGCUCCAACGCUGGUGUAUCAAAGUAAUGAACCCGUUCCUGUAAUAAUUUUCAUCGACGAAUGUCUAAAUGGCUUCAAAUCGUUCGAAAAACCACUAAAUUUGGAACAAACGAAGGUAUUGUGUGAAAGAAUUGCGAAAUUUCACGCAUGUUCUGUCUAUUUGAAUGAAAAUGGACUGGAUUUGACGACUUUCAAGGAUUGUCCUUAUAUAAAAGUUGAAGGCAGGAUGAACUUUUUGUCACUUUGGAUCAUGCCGAAUAUGAUAGACUCCUUUGAAACGAUGAAAAAAUGGAAAGGAAUCGAGAAAUAUCUUCCAGUUUUGGAGAGAUUCUAUGAAAAUUUUGAGAAAAACGUUGAAAAACUCUUUCGAAAUCCUCAAAAAGCUCCUUAUCGCAUCCUCAUCCACGGAGAUCUGGGGUAUAAAAAUAUGAUAUAUCGCAAUGACGGUACAAAAAGUGAUGAUUUUCUCCUUCUCGACUUUCAAUUUUCGUAUUUUAAUGGACCAGCGAUGGAUAUUUUGUCUCUUCUGUAUAACUGCACGAAUCAUGAGAUGCGUAAAAAUCACAGACAAGAAGUCAUUCACGAAUAUUUUCGAAUUUUCAUUGAAACUUUGAAGAAAUUCGAGUACAAAGGACGUUUUCCGACGUUAUUGGAUCUGCAAACCGAGAUUCUUCGUUGCGGUAUCUUGGAGUUUAUGGUUCUAAUUGUCUUAACCCCAUGGCAAUAUGUGGAUUUUUCGACACUAAACAUGAAUGUGAGUGAUAUGUCGCCCGCUGAUCUCCAUGCGAUCACGAAAAAAGUCUUUGACGUCAAGGAAUAUCAAGAUUUGGUGAUGGAUCGCGUGAAAUAUUUAACUGAAAUGGGAGUUUUUGAAUAA